This is a messenger RNA of Diabrotica balteata, 1041 nucleotides long. NCBI's taxonomy places the organism in Eukaryota, Metazoa, Arthropoda, Insecta, Coleoptera, Chrysomelidae. The record is from the annotation of a GenBank genome assembly.
CCUUUCUCCAAACACGUUAAGUUAUUCAGUCUAGUUUUUAGGUUAAGUUUGUGUAAUUUGUCAUUAUUAAAAGAUUUACAAGUGUUGGGUGAGCAGUAGCAGAUUAUUAUGGCUGAAUCUGUAAAAGUACAAGAAUACAAAGAAGAAGUAAAGAAACAGGCUGAAUCAUUAGUACUCAAAGGAUUUCCAGAAACUAUAGUAAAAUUGAACAAUAUCCUCGAAACGUCUCGCUUUAAAAACAGAAGCUUCAACGAUGUUCAUCAAGACUUAAAUAUACCAAUACCAGAUCCAAUCAUCUUGAACAGUCACAGUGAGCAGCCAGUUGCAAAAAAGGCUAAACUUGACCCCAGCCUCAACCAGGAUGGCACUAAAGUUAUGAUUCUUCCUACUGGUGUAGUUUCAACCAACAAAAAUAUAGUAGAGUUGAUAGAACAAGUAAAACCUCACAUUAGGAAACUCGUGGAAGACUCAAACUUGAUAAAAAUGUGGAUUUCAUUUAUGAUUCCAAAAAUUGAAGAUGGUAACAACUUUGGUGUAUCCAUUCAAGAAGACACAUUGGCUGAAGUGCAGUCGGUGGAAUCUGAAGCUGCUGCAUUCUUUGAUCAAAUUUCCCGGUAUUAUGUUUCCAGAGGUAAAUUAAUUUCGAAAGUAGCUAAGUACCCCCACAUAGAAGACUACAGAAAAUCAGUACAAGAACUGGACGAAAAAGAGUAUCUUAGCUUAUGGUUAGUGAUGUCUGAAAUCAGGAACAGAUACUGUGCCCUACAUGACAUUGUUCUUAAAAAUCUCGACAAAAUUAAGAAGCCCAGACCUUCAAAUGCCACCGAAUCUUUGUACUAGAAUCAAUAAAAAUUCAUUCUGUCGUAUUAAAUUUAUUAUUAAACAUUAACUAGUUGGAGUAUCUGGCAUGUAUGGAAGGUUUUCUAAAAGUAAACAUAUUUUCUUAAGAUUUGAGUUGACAUUUUCAUGUAUAUUAUUUUUGUCUUAGGGUAGUUGUUCACCAAACAUUUUUUGACAAUAAAAAUAGGCGGAAGUCUCAGA